AUGGCUGACCAGCGCCCCGCUCCCCUCCGCCUCGGCACCGUCGCCCCCAACUUCAAGGCCGACACCACCAACGGCCCCAUCGACUUCCACGACUUUAUCGGCGACAGCUGGGUCGUCCUCUUCUCCCACCCGGAGGACUACACCCCCGUCUGCACCACCGAGCUCGGCGCCUUCGCCAAGCUCGAGCCUGACUUCUCCAAGCGCGGCGUCAAGCUCAUCGGCCUCUCCGCAAACACCCUCGGCUCCCACGAGGGCUGGAUCAAGGACAUUGACGAGGUCACCGGCUCCAAGGUCGCCUUUCCCAUCAUCGCCGAUAAGGAGCGCAAGGUCGCCCUCCUCUACGACAUGCUCGACUACCAGGACACCACCAACGUCGACGAGAAGGGCAUCGCCUUCACCAUCCGCUCCGUCUUCAUCAUCGACCCUAAGAAGACCAUCCGCACCAUCCUCUCCUACCCGGCCUCCACCGGCCGCAACUCCGCCGAGGUCCUCCGCAUCGUCGACUCCCUCCAGACCGGCGACAAGCACAAGAUUACCACCCCCAUCAACUGGGUCCCCGGCGACGACGUCAUCGUUCACCCCUCCAUCAAGACCGAGCAGGCCAAGGAGCUCUUCCCCGAGGUCCGCAUCGUCAAGCCCUACCUGCGCUUCACCCCUUUACCCAAGGAGAAGGCCACCGUCGCCUAA
Colletotrichum fioriniae is the source of this 687-nucleotide messenger RNA. Lineage: Eukaryota; Fungi; Ascomycota; Sordariomycetes; Glomerellales; Glomerellaceae. The record is from RefSeq and is a predicted model, not a curated record.